AUGCGCGGGCUGGAGGCGCGGGCGCUGGCCGUGGCGGGCCCGCUGUACUCGCUGCGCGUCCUCCGCGCGGGCUACAGCCGGCCCAACGCCGACGGCACGUGCCGCGCCGACGGCUCGGUCACGCUGCUCUGGGGGGGCCCCCUGACCGUGCUGGUGGACACGGGGGGGCCCUGGCUGCGGCCGCGCCUGCCCGGCCUGCUGGCCGCCCACGGCGUCGCCGCCGAGGACGUGACGCACGUGGUGGUGACGCACGGGCACUCGGACCACGCGGGCAACCUGAACCUGUUCCCGCGGGCCACGCUGCUGGUGGGCUUCGACCUGAGCCGCGGCGAGGGGCUCUACCUGCCGCACGGGCUGGCUCAGGGCGUGCCGCUGGAGCUGCACCCCGGGCACCUGCGCGUCGUGCCCACGCCCGGGCACACGCGGGCGCACGUCAGCCUGCUGGCGCUGGGCACGGCGCUGGGCGCGGUGGCCGUGGCGGGGGACGCGUUCGAGAGCGGCGAGGACGAGGGGCAGUGGCAGGCGCUGAGCGAGGAGCCCGCGGCGCAGAGGCGCAGCCGGGACGAGCUGGCGGCCGCCGCCGAGGUGAUCGUGCCCGGGCACGGAGAGCCCUUCAGGGUGGUCAGGGAGUGGGGGACGCCGGACGAGGAGGAGGAGGAGGAGGAGGAAGGCGGCAGGUGGAGAGGUGGGGACUGCGAGGAGGAGGAGGAGAAGAAGAAGAAGGAGGAAGAGGAGGAUGAGAAGAAGAAGGAGGAAGGCGGCAGCCAGAGAUGUGGUGGUGAGGAGGAGGAGGAGAAGAAGGAUGAAGAUGUCACCUCCCGACAUGGCGACAAUGAGGAGGAGGACGGUGUCACCUCUGGACAGGGACAGCGCCCAGGAGGAGGAAGAUGAAGAUGAAGAUGAGGAUGAGGAUGAGGAUGUUUCCCCCGGACGCAGGAGCCUUGGCGGUGGCAUCAGGGGACACCUGCGGGUGUUACCGUGAUUGACAGGGGCCUUGUCCAAUCACAUCUCUCACUGGCCGGGACUUGGACCAAUGAGAGCUUGGGAAAUUAAAAAUAAUAACAAAACAAAACACAAAAAAAAAAAAUCUCUCCGUUGCCAUGGGAACUCGGCGAAGAAAUUCCCAGUUCAUCCCAGUGCCUC
Molecule: messenger RNA, 1143 nt
Organism: Onychostruthus taczanowskii (white-rumped snowfinch)
Lineage: Eukaryota; Metazoa; Chordata; Aves; Passeriformes; Passeridae
Gene: MBLAC1
Product: metallo-beta-lactamase domain containing 1
Exons: 3
Coding region: 1-891 (296 amino acids)
Source: RefSeq, a predicted model, not a curated record